AUGGCUGACCACUCGACGCAAGGAACGCUGCGGACGGUCGCGAACGCUGCAGCCCAGGCGGCCCAUUCUGUCACCAGCACUCUCGGGCUUGGAUCGACUCCAAAGAUCCAACAAUUGGAAAAGGAAGCGAUUGUAGCAAACGACAACACAUCAUUUACCACAGCCUUCGGCGUGCCGGUUGCCACGGUCGAUGACUCUCUGAAAGCCGGAGAGCGCGGUCCUACUCUCCUCGAUGACUUUGUGUUCCGGGACCGCAUGGCCCAUUUUGAUCGCGAACGCAUCCCCGAGCGAGUGGUGCACGCCAGAGGAAUCGGCGCUCACGGUUACUUUGAGGCUUACGAAGAUCUGUCGGACAUCACCAUGGCGGCGCCUUUCCAGAAGAAGGGCAAGACGACCCCAGUGUUUAUGCGUAUCUCAACCGUUCAGGGAUCCAAAGGCUCUGCCGAUACCGUCCGCGAUGUCAGAGGAUUCUCCGUAAAGUUCUACACCGAAGAAGGCAACUGGGACUUUGUCGGAAACAACAUUCCGGUCUUUUUCAUUCAAGACGCGAUCAAGUUCCCCGACUUGGUGCACGCUCUCAAGCCUGAGCCACACACCGAGAUCCCCUCAGGUCAGACUGCCCACGACAAUUUCUGGGACUUUGUCUCCCUCACCCCAGAAUCCACACACAUGUUGACCUGGAUUAUGAGCGACCGGACCAUCCCACGCUCGUUGCGCAUGAUUCAGGGGUUCGGAGUUCACACCUUCCGUCUCAUCAACAAGGCAGGCGUUAGCCGAUUCGUCAAGUUCCACUGGCGACCAAAGCCCGGAGUUCAUUCCUUGGUGUGGGACGAAGCUCUGAAGACCAACGGUCGCGACCCCGACUUCCACCGCCGCGACCUCUACGAAGCCAUUCAGUUUGGCGACUACCCCGAAUGGGAACUGGGUUUCCAGAUCCUUACGGAGGAGGAGGCAGAUAAGCUGCCCUUCGACAUCUUGGAUGCCACCAAGAUCAUCCCUGAGGAACUUUUCCCGGUCCGUUACGUUGGCAAGAUGGUACUCAACCGAAACGUCGACGAGUUCUUCGCCGAGACUGAGCAAGCGGCUUUCCACCCCGGUGUCGUGAUUCCCGGUAUCGGAUUCUCCGACGACCCUCUUCUGCAAGGCCGCCUGUUUUCCUACAGCGACACACAGUUCUAUCGUGUUGGUACCAACUACCAGCAGUUGCCCAUCAACAGGCCUGUGUGUCCUGCACGCAACCACCAGCGUGAUGGCGCUAUGCGCUUGAACAUUACCAAGGGCCAGGCCAAUUACCACCCCAACUCAUUGGGCGGUGGAUGCCCCGUGAUGAACCCCAACGGAUAUGUACACCACCCGGCCAAGGUUUCUGGAGUCAAGGUCGCCAGGCGAUCAGGCAGCUUCUCCGACCACUUCAGUCAGGCUCGCAUGUUCUAUAACUCGAUGACCGAGACCGAGAAGGGCCAUAUGCAGGAUGCCUUCACCUUCGAACUGAGCAAAGUGACCACUCAAGGUGUGCAGCAGCGUGUCGUGGACCUGCUCAACAACGUCGACAACAAGCUCGCCACCUCUAUCGCGUACAGGAUUGGCGCGAAGGAACCUGCAGCUGCUCCUGCCCCUGCCGGCGCCGCCGCCCCCAUCCCAUCCUCCAAAUUCCUGUCGAUCAUCAACAACAACGCAUACGACACCAUCAAGGGACGGAGGGUCGCCAUCUUCCUCAUGCCCGGCUAUGAUUCGUCAGCGGCGGAGUUGAUCGGCGCAUUGACAGGUGCUGGCGCCUUACCCCAGAUCGUCUCGGAGACCCCGGCUCCCGUUCCUGACGCAUCCGGAAAUGCCACCACCACGCCACUUUUCACAUUCUUCGCGUCGUCUUCCACACAGUUCGAUGCCUUCUUCAUCCCUGGUGGCCGCAAGGCUGUGGAUGCAUUGCUCCAGAAUGCCACCGCCCUCGCGCAAAUCGGUGAAGGUUACAAGCAUCUCAAAGCCAUCUUGGCAGUCAACGAAGGUAUUGAAGUAUUGCGCAAGCUCGGCAUUCAAGCACCGCUGGCAGUAAACGAGAAAGAUGUCGUCUCUGAAUACGGCGUCACGACCGCACUUGGCGUUGGCUCUGGCGUUUCUGGGAAAGUAGGAAAGGCCAUCGGUUCCGCCGUCGGUGCCGCUGGAGGUGCUGCAGCAAAAUUGGCUGAUGUGACUGCUGGAUUGCCCGACUGGAUCGUCAAGUUCACCACGGGUAUCGCACACCACAAAGCUUGGGAUCGGGAGCCCCUCGCCAACAAGAUGGUCGUCUAG
Messenger RNA from Fimicolochytrium jonesii, 2286 nucleotides. RefSeq names its product catalase. The transcript has 3 exons. Gene Ontology annotation, molecular function: heme binding; catalase activity. The coding region runs from base 1 to 2286 and encodes 761 amino acids. Gene Ontology annotation, cellular component: cytosol. Lineage: Eukaryota; Fungi; Chytridiomycota; Chytridiomycetes; Spizellomycetales; Powellomycetaceae. Gene Ontology annotation, biological process: hydrogen peroxide catabolic process; response to oxidative stress. The record is from RefSeq and is a predicted model, not a curated record.